Messenger RNA from Aspergillus chevalieri, 879 nucleotides. RefSeq lists its product as uncharacterized. Bases 1 to 879 code for a protein of 292 amino acids. The transcript has 2 exons. The record is from RefSeq and is a predicted model, not a curated record. NCBI's taxonomy places the organism in Eukaryota, Fungi, Ascomycota, Eurotiomycetes, Eurotiales, Aspergillaceae.
AUGGAACAAGGCGGUUGGGCUGCAAAGGAAGACAGAGUUGUUCGAGAUGAGCUGGCAAAGCUCCAAGAUGGACUGCGAUCUUGGGCGAGGAAGUACAGUAGGGCGGCAGUUAGCUCUGAUUUGGAAAGUGUGUCAGCUCUUGAGAAAGAUAAGGUUGUCGAAGAGCUGAAAGGAUAUUGCGUGCAAACAAACUGGUGUUCAUUGCUGGAACGAAUGCCGAUAUCCUCGAACAAGGUCUUUCCUCUUCUCGUUCAAGCGCUCCUUGCCAAAGACAUCUUUCAAACUAUUUUUGCUGAUCCGUUUUUCGCCUUUCCUGAGACCAUUGAUGAUCCAGAACUACCUAAUCGGGCUGAGAUGCGACUUUUACAUCAAACUAUGACACAGUUGAACAAGGAAGAGGCGGAAAUAUGGCGGUCGCACAUGAUACGAGUCCUAUCUGGGCACCGAUCAGGUGGCAAAGGGUCUUCAAUGCCCGAUAGGAUACAAAAGAUGGCUAGUUUCCAUGGUGAAGCCCUCAUCAAUGGCCGCGCCCAUAUCUUGCUUCGUGAGCCUGAGAGUCAAGCUGAGGUGAUAAGGCGGAGUGACGACUUAUAUAGACUCUAUCAUCAAGCUGGAGGACUAGCGUUGUCCUUGUGGGCUCAACGGACUGUUAUUGCAUCCCAUGGCCUGCAGCGCUUACACAAGUUUCGCGCAUCCUCCUCACUGAUGACGGCCCAUCGACUACAUCACCUUGACGAAGAUGACAAGAGACUUGACGGUAGGAAGAUCCUUCUGUGCAUUCAGCCGGCAGUCUUGGCAUUCGGUAAUGAGAAUGGCGAGAACUAUGACAAGAGCAAGGUCUGGGCUAAAGCGAUCGUUUUGGUGGAGGAUAACGCGUAG